Gamsiella multidivaricata is the source of this 493-nucleotide messenger RNA. RefSeq lists its product as uncharacterized. Bases 131 to 457 code for a protein of 108 amino acids. NCBI's taxonomy places the organism in Eukaryota, Fungi, Mortierellomycota, Mortierellomycetes, Mortierellales, Mortierellaceae. Gene Ontology annotation, molecular function: single-strand break-containing DNA binding; mismatched DNA binding; single-stranded DNA binding. Gene Ontology annotation, biological process: single strand break repair; double-strand break repair. The record is from RefSeq and is a predicted model, not a curated record. The transcript is spliced from 3 exons. Gene Ontology annotation, cellular component: nucleus.
GAAACUGUACCACCUCGAAGGCCCGCACGGGAUCGAGGUGGUCGAGUCCCUGCAACAACGGGGUGCCUGGCUCAUUCAGAGUCUUCCUCUUUGUAGACUGCAGGCUGAAGCACCGCACCUAUCCUUCAGAAUGGGCUUCCAUGUCGUUCCGAGCAUGCUGCAACUGCAUCUGCAUGUGAUCUCCCAAGACUUUUGCUCCCAGUUCCUGCGUUCACGGGUCCACUACAACGCGUUCACGACCGCGUUCUUUAUCUCGUCCGAGCAAGUGCUCAGGGUGUUACGGGAGCGUGAAAAGUUCUGGCUGCAGAAGAGUGAGCUGGCGGAAUUUAAGAAUUCCAAAUUCAAGUCGCCGCUGGUGUGUUUGCAGUGCGGGCAGAGGCAGAAGGGGUUCUAUCAGCUCAAGGUGCAUUUGGAGUUACAUCUGGUGGGGGCCCAAGCAGGAGAGCACGGGUGGUGAUGAUGAUGAUGGUGGGAGUGGGGGAGUGGGGGAGUG